CUCCGGGCGGGGGUCUCAUUGUCACCGGCGUCCGCACCCCGACCGAGGGUCAAUUGCAGUGAGCUGCCGACACACUGUGGCCCUGAACCCUCGGACAGUGCCGGUGGUCCUCCUGUCCCUCUGACCCUCGAUCCAAACCCGAGCCCGGGGGAGAUGAGAGAAAGUGCAGAAAUCAUUUCUGCGGUGCAUGCUUAUUGCUCAGAUCGUGGCGGAUGAACGGGUUUCUGGAUCUCCCAGACACUAGCUAUCUAAAUCCAAGGAGCUGGAACUUGGGGCAAAAAUAAGUUCGGAGUUGAUCACGGGUGAAGAACUUAGAAGGCAGUUCUCAGACAAAGUGGAUUAGAGAUCUUAUGCAUGAAUUGAAUCAGAACACGAACAUUAAGAUCAGAUCCAAUGUCCAGAAUCAGUUGUUAUCAAGGUUGGAAACAGCAAAGGAUUUGUGUACGGGAAUCUCAAACACAACAGCUCAUCAGUUCUGCUGUGUCUGACCGGACAUUUAAGGAGUAACCGGAUAUUUCCUUCGUGAUGCCAAUAUAUCAUUUGUAGAUCCUUCGAGAUGAAGAUGUAUCUCAUCACCGACUGUGUGGGACGAGAUUUACACAGUCAGCCCACCCGCAGACAUGCAGUGAGUUCACAAGGGUGAGAGACCAUUGAACUGUUGUGAAGCGAUUCACUACUUCAUCCCACGUGAUGACACACCAGCAAGUUCACGCUGGGGAGAGACCGUUUAUCUGCUCCGUGUGUGGGAAGAGAUUCAUUCGGUCAGCUGAUCUGCUGACACACGAGCGAGUUCACACUGGCGAGAGGCCGUUUAUGUGCUCCACGUGUGGGAAGAGAUUCAUUCGGUCAUUUGACCUGCUGACACACAGGCGAGUUCACACUGGGGAGAAACCAUUCACCUGCUCACACUGUGGGAAGGGAUUCACUCAGUCAUCCCACCUAAAGACACACCAGUCAGUUCACACCGGGGAGAGACCGUUCACCUGCUCGGACUGUGGGAAGGGAUUCACUCGGUCAUCGAACCUACUGGCACACCAGCGAGUUCACUCUGGUGAGAAGCCGUUCUCCUGCUCAGACUGUGGGAAGGGAUUCACUCUUUCCUCUCAGCUGAAGUUACACCAGCGAGUUCACAAGCGAGAGAAACCUUUCACCUGUUCCGUGUGCGGGAAGGGAUUCACUCACUCAUGCCGUCUUGUGACGCACCAGCGAGUUCACACUGGGGAGAGACCGUUCACCUGCUCAAAGUGUGGGAAGAUGUUUACUCAGUCAUCCAACUUGCAGACACACCAGCAAGUUCACACCGGGGAGAGGCCGUUUACUUGCCCUGAAUGUGGCCAGCGAUUCGCUCGGUCGUCCUACCUGAUCAAACACCAGCGACUUCAUUCUGGGGAGAGUCUGUUCAGGUGCUCAGUCUGUGGGAAGGCAUUUCCUGAAUCAUCUCACCUGCAGGUACACCAGCGAGUUCACACGGGAGAGAGACCGUUCACGUGCUCUGUGUGUGGGAAGGGAUUCACUCACUCAUCCCAUGUGACGAGACACCAGCGAGUUCACUCCAGGGAGAAGCUGUUCACCUGCUCAGACUGUGGGAAGGCUUUUACCCAGUCAUCUCACCUGAAGACACACCAGCGAGUUCACAGUGGGGAGAGACUGUUUAUCUGCUCCGUGUGUGGGAAGGAAUUCCUCCGGUCAUCUGAUCUGCUGAUCCACCAGCGAAUUCACACCGGGGAGAGGCCGUUCACCUGCUCUGAAUGUGGGAAGGGUUUCCCUCAAGCGUCCCACCUUGUGAAACACCGGCGAGUUCACGCUGGGGAAAAAGUGUAAAUAAGCUGCCUGCUGGAGGCAAGUUUGAGAAGUGACUGUUGGUGUGAAACUGCAAUUAUUGCUGCUGCUCACCACAGCCAGUCUGCACCCUGGUCACUGGGCCUGGGAGGAGUCUCUUCCUCUGACAUUCACCUUAUGAGACUGCAGUUUAAUAUUCUAGGUCUGUUACAA
Molecule: messenger RNA, 1992 nt
Organism: Mobula hypostoma (lesser devil ray)
Lineage: Eukaryota; Metazoa; Chordata; Chondrichthyes; Myliobatiformes; Myliobatidae
Product: zinc finger protein 235-like
Exons: 2
Coding region: 691-1821 (376 amino acids)
Source: RefSeq, a predicted model, not a curated record